AUGAAUCGCAUACAAGAACACCAUGUUCGAAGCCCGUUUUCCAGCCCAACCGACAUCGGAAAAUCCAGAACCAUCCCGGUCCUCUCCUCGUCCCUUGCUCCAUCCGAUCACCACUCGCAAGGUGAUCCCAUGGACCUCUCGCCGCCUGCAUCGGCUUCAAUGGCUCCCCCCACCAACAACAAUGGCAUCCCUGAGUCGGAACACGGAUCGGCUUCCGCAAACCAUAAUAGCAAUAACAACAACAACAACAGCCAUGCCAACCACAGCCAUAGUAGCCUCAAUAAUAACCAUGCGAACGGCGCUGGCGCUGGUGAUGCAUCCUCAGGUGCGGUGAUGGGAGGUGAGUCUGCCGGCCAUGCGCAAAGCCAGCCUACAGGCGCUGCUGCUGCUGCGCAACAACCCAAGGUCGUUCAAACAGCCUUUAUACAUAAGCUGUACAGCAUGCUACAAGACCCGAGUAUACAACAUUUGAUUUCUUGGUCCAGCUCAAACGAGAGCUUCGUUAUGUCUCCCUCUCAGGAUUUCUCAAAAGUUCUCGCUCAAUAUUUCAAGCACACCAAUGUUUCCUCCUUCGUGAGACAGUUGAAUAUGUAUGGGUUUCAUAAAGUCAGCGAUGUCUUCCACACAGGAUCUCCUGACUCUCAGAUGUGGGAGUUCAAACAUGGCAAUGGUAAUUUCAAAAAGGGAGAUGUAGCCGGUCUACGAGAGAUCAAACGUCGCGCAUCAAGACAGACCCUAAUUCAUCGUGACUCAUUUUCGGGACACAAACCAAGUUCUUCUCAACCUGCAACUCCCGCUGAACCACUUCCCGAAGCAGCUGAUUCCAGAGUGAUCGAUUCCAGACUGCUCAAUACAGAGCACAAUAUCUACGAUCUUCAUGCUCGUCUUUCUCCUUCUAGUGUCCGAACUAUUCUCUGA
Histoplasma capsulatum G186AR is the source of this 918-nucleotide messenger RNA. Its product is annotated as flocculation suppression protein. Bases 1 to 918 code for a protein of 305 amino acids. Gene Ontology annotation, biological process: regulation of DNA-templated transcription. The transcript is spliced from 4 exons. NCBI's taxonomy places the organism in Eukaryota, Fungi, Ascomycota, Eurotiomycetes, Onygenales, Ajellomycetaceae. Gene Ontology annotation, molecular function: sequence-specific DNA binding; DNA-binding transcription factor activity. The record is from RefSeq and is a predicted model, not a curated record.